Molecule: messenger RNA, 2409 nt
Organism: Henningerozyma blattae CBS 6284
Lineage: Eukaryota; Fungi; Ascomycota; Saccharomycetes; Saccharomycetales; Saccharomycetaceae
Product: basic helix-loop-helix domain-containing protein
Exons: 1
Coding region: 1-2409 (802 amino acids)
Biological process (GO): regulation of transcription by RNA polymerase II
Molecular function (GO): RNA polymerase II cis-regulatory region sequence-specific DNA binding; DNA-binding transcription factor activity, RNA polymerase II-specific; protein dimerization activity
Source: RefSeq, a predicted model, not a curated record
AUGUAUGGGAAUACUAGUGAUAGAAACCCGUUGAAAGAGCAUUAUUCCAUUGAAAGCAAGGAAAACCAAAAUCUAAAAUUAAAUGUAGAUAAUAACACCAUUAACCUUUACCCAUAUUUAAGUGAUUCAUCAAAAAUAAAAUUAUCAGAAGUACAUGAUAAUUUAGAAAGGGAAGAUUUGAUAUCACCCACUUCUGCCAACCCCGAUAUUAGUAAUCAUAUAUUCCGUACUCAAUAUCAACAACCGUCUAACACUCUGGAUAAUCGAUUUUAUUUUGAUGAUCAUGCAAUAAAGCCUGAGUAUUUAGAUGAUUUGAUGAAUUCUGCCAUUUAUAAUAAUCAGUUACUGCACCCAGGAGUAAAUAUUCCUAACGAUUCUAUGACUAUAGUAGCAAGUAAUAUCAAUAAUAAUAAUGCAGUUGAAAAUAAUUCCAUACAUAUUUCAACUAGUAAUAAUCUGAAUAAUAAUGGUGAUAAUAGAAAGUAUAACGGAAACAGCAUCUCAAAUAUUCCUACAGAAGAUGCAAUACAUAUCGAUACAAUACAGCAAGGUUCCAUAGACUUACCUGAUUUUAAUGGUCAAAAUUUAAGUACAUCUCUACAAUCUAGUAUAUAUUCAAGUGAAUUUCCUCCAAGUGUGUCUUCAUCCUUUUCUUAUCAACCGCAAGCAUUUGAAGGUGACACAAAUAGUUUACAAAAUUCCACUUACAAAUAUUUUAAUAAUAAUGCAAAUUCAAGUAAUAUUUUAUAUAAUACACAUAACACUGCAAGAUCUUCUAUUUCUUCAUUACCCUUUAAUAGCCGCAGAUCUAAUAGUUAUUCAUCAUCAAUAAGGCCUGGUAGUUUUUCCUCUGCUUCCACUAGAUAUAAUCAACUUAACAGUAUUGGAAAUGGUCCUAACAAUAAUAGUUUGAAUAAUUUGGUUAAUACCCCAACUUCAAGAGAUGACUCAGUCGUAAAUGAUACCAAAAGUGUCACGACUAAUAAUCUCACUUCAAAAAUAAAUGAUACAACCCAAAUACUAAGUCCCACUUCAGCUAGUAAUACCCCAGCUAGCAAUCCAAAUAAUAUAAGUAAUCCAAGUUCGGCAGCAACAGCAGCAACAGCUACAACAACAACAACUUCCACCACAGCUUCAAAUACUGGAACUACGUCAGGCUCUGGAACCAAGAUAUUAUUGAGUGAAAAAGAAAAAUUAAGAAGGAAGAAAGAUUUUCAUAAUGCAGUUGAAAGAAGAAGGCGUGAUUUAAUUAAAAAUAAAAUUCAAGAAUUAACUUAUAUCGUUCCCCCAACUUUACUAAAUUAUGACUCCACUGGCAGAAGCAUCAAACCUAAUAAAAGUACUAUUCUUACAAACUCAAUAGAUUAUAUUAAAUUUUUAAAAGAUACGCUGAUAGAGCAGGAUCAUCAAAAAUUAAAAUUAACAGAGAAAUUUGAAGAAUUAAAGAAUUGUUUUUGUAAAAAAAUUAAUUCAGCAACACACGUGGGCCAUAAAAUGACGGAAAAUAAUGACAGAGAUGAUGGAACUGAUCAUUGUAGAAUUUCGAAACUAGAUUUACACUCAAAUCAGCAAUCCAAUAAUUCAUUAGAUAAUAUUAACGUAAGACCAGAUGAUUUGUUUUUGCUCAUUCACAAGAGACCCUUCAAAUCGAGCCAACUCAAAUCAGCAGCAUUAGAUAUUCAGCAGGGUAAAAUUAUUGAUACAAGGAUGUUAGCACAUGGAUUGACUACUGAUUUAAAUAACUUUGGGUAUAGAAGAAAUAAUAGUGAUUCAAUAAGCUUAAGUGAUAAUAAUAUUGUAAAUCCAAGCCAAGAUCAGCUCGAAAAUGGGGGCGAGAUUCAAAACGAGAUUCAGAGUUCAAUCCGAAAGGAUGAACAGAAAAAUAUUAAUCCUAUCAAAAAUAUUGAUAGUAAUGAUGGCUAUGUGUUAAAUAAUGAAAACUUCUUUGAUGGACCAAAUCGGAAUACUAUGUCUACAUAUGAUAAUCAAAGUUUUACCACAAGUUCAGAUCUUUUCUCUGAUCAAAAUAUUCCAGAAUUUACAGGUUUGUUAAAUCAACAUGGCUUUAACCUGCAAAACUUUCCCAGUCAUACGAAUAGUUCUAAUUUAAACACAUAUGAUAAUGAUAAUAGUAUAAAUAACAAAGCAACUGAUAUUUCGAAUGGCAGUAACAACAAUAGCAGUAGUAAUCAUAUAAAUCGCAUGAACAACAUUAAUCAAAUAAAUAGUAUUAAUGAGAGCUCUACUGGAGGUGUGAAUAUUAACGAAGACCCUUACUAUUUUAACGAAGAAGAUUUGCAAAAGUUUCUUGCAAGUGAUUUCUCUCGUGGAGAACAGACUGUGUCUGAUUUUAAUUUUGAGGAUUUUCAAAGAUAUUCCGAAUAUUCUAUGUUAGAUGAAUUUAAAUGA